AUGAGAAGUUCUGUUCAACUGUGUUUACAUAACGAGAAGAAGCAAUACUUCUUAAACCGUGGCGAAUUAUUAGGUUAUGAUACUCCCUUUAAUAAAUUUCUUAUAAAACAGGGUAUCUUCUACUAUCCUCGAUUUAUUAUCAAUUAUUUCGAUAGAAGAAAUAAAUGCCAUAAACUAAAGUAUAGUUCAGAUAGUCUGUCUUCUUCAAGUUCGUUAUUUACAAAUUCUAAUGAUUCUUCCUCUUCCGUAACGGAGCUUUCUGAUAUACAAACUGCUGUGGAAAACACUCCUAUACUAAAUUUAGGAAAGUUUACUGCUAUAUCUACAGAAGAAACUACUCCUGUUUCUACUAAGAUUGUUGUGCCUACUCCAAAACGAUCAUACUGUAAUACAAAUGUAUUAUUUGAUCUUUCUCGCUACUAUUUAGAAGAUGAAGAUCAAGAAUUUGAUGAGUAUUUCACAUGUGAUGAUAGAAGUUUUGAAGACCACUCUGAAUAUGAUGCAGUAAGUGAUUCCUCUUCUAUUUUGCUGGUCAUAACAGAAAAUAACGAGUUUGAUUUCACUCCAACAUCUGGUGUUCAAAUUACUCCAUCUGGUAAUUCUUCUUGCAAUAACAAUAACAAUAAUAAUAACAAUAACAGUGUCAAUGAAAGUACUCUGUUACACUUCUAUAAUCUUAAUAAUUUCUCAUUCUGUUCUUCAUCCAAAUUCUCCGUACUAAAUAAAGGGCGCCCUUCUUGUGCAAAUAUCAGUUUCCUUUAA
Scheffersomyces amazonensis is the source of this 762-nucleotide messenger RNA. RefSeq lists its product as uncharacterized. Bases 1 to 762 code for a protein of 253 amino acids. The transcript has a single exon. NCBI's taxonomy places the organism in Eukaryota, Fungi, Ascomycota, Pichiomycetes, Serinales, Debaryomycetaceae. The record is from RefSeq and is a predicted model, not a curated record.